Molecule: messenger RNA, 1911 nt
Organism: Ostertagia ostertagi
Lineage: Eukaryota; Metazoa; Nematoda; Chromadorea; Rhabditida; Trichostrongylidae
Source: the annotation of a GenBank genome assembly
AUGGAAGACACGCCAUCGUCUGAAACGAUCUCGUCCACUGUUACAGCAGACGAGGCACCUAGAAAAUUAACGAAAGCCGAAAAGAAGGCUCUGUACCGUCCUGCACAUGCGGAACCACUCGAAACUAGGCGAAAAGUUCUGAAGGAUGUGUUCUUGAACGAAAAGAAUGAACUGCUGAGAGAGGAGCUGCUCACUUCCAUUCUGUUCUCGAUUUUCGAGAUUGACGAAAACCCGUACGAUUCUGUUCUUCAGCUUCAUAAAAUCUCCCCCGACUAUGCAUCCAAUAAACCUAAGUCCUUGGCUGAAGCGAUGGACGUUGUAGAAGAGUUCGGACUUCAUAGUGAAUAUGGAUUACACGCGUUCGUUAUUCCUUGCCUGCUACAGGACAAGUUGGGCGCAGUCGUCAGAUAUAUUGAAAAGGAUAGGAAGAUGCAGGAGAGUUUCGUAUCGUAUUUGGACAGUUUUGUGGGCCUAUCAGAAAGCGAUGUUAUCGACCGCCUAAAGGAAUAUAAGGAUAGCCAAAUAAUGACUAUGCAGUACGAGCGAUUCACAGGGAAAACGAUAGAGAAAAUGAUAUACAAGCUUGCUAAUGAACUUGCUCUAUCAGUGGAGUCCGUCGCUCCGAAUCUUUUUCGUGCUCGGAAGGAGGGGGACCUCCGAUUUAAGGCUCAGUCGAGAUUCGUGAACAAUGAUCUCAAUGAUGAUGCUUAUUUCGGUCACAUAAGUGAAACAUUGAAAGAAGGUGACGAACGGCUGAAGAUGUACUUCAUAAACUUUCUCACCGCUCAGCGAAACUUUAAGGACGCUGUUCGCUGGGUGGUGUAUUGUAAUAUUCCCGACGCUCGCUUACCUCGACGUUUGCAAGAGUACAUAAAUAAUACGCCUGGUGUCCUGUAUGAAGCUGAGUUAAAUAUAAGAAGGCUUGAAGCAAGAGCUCUCGAAGUCGGAGACGAUGACACGGAACUCAUGCCUGGAUACCCUAUAAUCAUGGUCACCACGUGGAAACAGCUCAGCACUUUAACGAAUAAACUCAAAGAUGAAACUCAUAUUGGUAUCGAUUCAGAAUGGAAACCCCAGUAUAUGUCGCCUAGGUUUGAUCUCACCAACGACAUGCGAGCACUUUUUGCUGGGUCCUCAAUGUCUCAUCUGCGUUCCUUAAGCGAUGAACUCCAUAAUGUGGUUUGCGUCAAACUACUUGUUGAAAAUUUACUAGAGGAGGAUCCCCAGUUUUUCGAUAUGGAAAAUUUGGUUUGCUGUAUCAACGAAGGUGAUCUAGGCGGUGAUCUCGACAACGUGCAGAUGGUGCACUUCAAGCUUAGUGAUUUGAGUGAAAAAUUACUGGGCGUAAAGCUAGACAAGUCUGAACAGUGCAGCAAUUGGGCAAUUCGCCCUUUGCGGGCGAAUCAGAAACGCUACGCGGCGAUGGAUGCUUACAUAGUUGUGGAACUGUUUUCAAAACUGAAGGCAUCGGCCGAAGCCCGUGGCAUCGAUUUUCAUGCAGUAGUGCAAAGGUCCAGCGUGACUGCAAAAAAGAAGGAAAGAACAAAGUCAAAGAAAGAGCGAAUGAAGAUUGAUGACAUGUCUUGGUCAGAAAUUUGCGAGAAACUAGAAGAUGUGUUGACGGGCACGCGACAAGCAACCGAAUUGCAGUGUAUCGUAGAUUCUAUGCUGUUUGGGCUUGGUAAACACAUGAGACGAUGCGGUGUAAAUGUGCUAAUUCCCGAGAAUAGGCAUGAACUGAAAUGCAGGGCUAGCGGCAGCGAAAGGAUCAUUUUGACCAGCGGGAAAGCUUUUGACGAGGAGUGUAAUGGUAUUUGUUUCGUAAAAGUGCCAGGUCCAGUGAUUCAAGCCCUUUUUGAAAACGUUGUCGUUUGCCGGAGCGGUUUUCAUGAUGAGCUUUUCGACUUCGCU